Molecule: messenger RNA, 1657 nt
Organism: Formica exsecta
Lineage: Eukaryota; Metazoa; Arthropoda; Insecta; Hymenoptera; Formicidae
Product: enhancer of split mbeta protein-like
Exons: 1
Coding region: 296-904 (202 amino acids)
Biological process (GO): anterior/posterior pattern specification; regulation of transcription by RNA polymerase II; regulation of neurogenesis
Cellular component (GO): nucleus
Molecular function (GO): protein dimerization activity; DNA-binding transcription factor activity, RNA polymerase II-specific; RNA polymerase II cis-regulatory region sequence-specific DNA binding
Source: RefSeq, a predicted model, not a curated record
GAACCCUCACGAACACGUACGGGCUCAGACGCAUUCUCGGCACUCCGAGAACAGCGGGCGCAUAUUCGAGAGUUAGGAGAGUUUCAUUCGCUUGAGAUUUCGCAACGGGCACAUCCGUGGAGCAUCGCGGAUUACCCUGAGGCUUGAUCGGAUCGUCGAUCGGUGAUCCAGCAUCAUCGCGCAACGUUUCGAAGACGUGUAAGACGCGAAAGACUCGAUCUCUCACUGGGACUGAGUUAUCCCUUGUUUUGUGACCAGUGAUAAGUACGACUGAUACGCCGAGAGUGUGAUCAUCAUGUCACCGCAUACGAGUUACACACCUGUCAGCGGUAUGGAAUACGAGGAGCCAGUGUCGCGCACCUAUCAGUACCGCAAGGUGAUGAAGCCGAUGCUGGAGCGCAAGCGACGCGCCCGCAUCAAUCGCUGCCUGGACGAGCUGAAGGAUCUGAUGGUGACCGCCUUGCAGGCCGAGGGCGAGAACGUGGCGAAGCUGGAGAAGGCGGACAUCCUCGAGCUCACGGUACGUCAUCUUCACACGUUACGCGCCGCCAGGAGGCUCACGCUCACUCCGGAGAACAGCUACGCCGAUCGAUUCCGCGACGGUUUCACCCAGUGCGCCCAGGAAGUGUCGACGUUCCUGUCGACGCCGGUCGCCGCGGCGGUGCAUCCUGCCGCCGGUGCCCAGCUUAUGCGACACCUCGGCGGUUGCCUUCGACGACUCGAGGGCCCGGCCGGCACCAAGCACGUGCUCGCUACGGCGGCGACAUCGGCGACGAAGACGACCCAGGCCAGCCAGACAAGCGUGCCCCAGAACGUGUACACUCCUCCUCAGAGUCCUGUCAGUGUCGCGAGCUCUUCCGGGGAAUCCUCCGAGUCCUCAAACGCAGUCUGGAGACCCUGGUGAUGAGGACCAGCGAUGAUGGGAACAUGUUCCGAGACAUCCGGAGACGGACGAUUCUCGCGAUGAGGAGCUUCCCUCCCGCCAACGCAAGGAGGAAAACGACGAAAUACUGUCUUCCAAACAUAGACAUUUUUAAUCUCGUUGAAAAUAUCGAGAAUUUUAUAUUAACUUCGCAAUGGGGUUUAAUCUAUCGCAUUGUACAUAGGUGAUACAGCUUUAAGUGAAGUCUGUGAUAGGGUUCCAUUUUGUACCUGAGAUGACUAUUUUCUCAUAAAGAGCAUAGCGACUAUUGUAUAGAUGUUAACUUGUUAUGUUUAAGAAUCUCUUUUUUCGACGUAAUGACGUUUGGCAUCUCUGUUGCAGCCCGAUCAUUAAUAAACGUCUUGUUUCAAUGAUAAAUAAUGUUGAAAUAAUCACCACAAUCACAUAUUUAUGUAUCCUUCUGUCCUUUAUUAAUCUUCUCGCAAUGACGAAUCCAUAUCAAAACAAUACCGCUAUAAGACACUCAGCAAAAUAUUAUUUUAUUUUAACAUAUAUAAUUUUUCAUAUAUCACGUAAAUCAAUAUAUAUUUAUACAAAUUAUAUAUAUUGUAAUUCAAGUAAAAAAUAUUAUUAAAGUUUAUUUAAUGAUUUAAUGAGAGCGAGAUGAAUAAUUUCAAUGUCUGCAUACGCAGCGAAAAUUUUAGAUGAGCUACUACAAUAAUAAAUCUUUGCAAUCUUUGUAAUAAAAAGAUUAAUAAGUACGAUAAAAACUAA